Messenger RNA from Nomascus leucogenys (northern white-cheeked gibbon), 832 nucleotides. RefSeq lists its product as uncharacterized. Lineage: Eukaryota; Metazoa; Chordata; Mammalia; Primates; Hylobatidae. Bases 1 to 819 code for a protein of 272 amino acids. The record is from RefSeq and is a predicted model, not a curated record. The transcript is spliced from 3 exons.
AUGGCAUCCGAGAACUUAAACAAAGGGGGCUGCCGCCGGCGCGCAGCGGCUGCGGAAAGUUGCGGUGGCGGAUUUCCAAGGAGCGUGGCCACGACCAGAGCUCUUGGCGAUGCGAGUCCCCGCGUCCCACCCCCGCUGAUCAGAGAUGGGGGCCGGCUGGGAGGGACAGAGAGCGAACUGUCAGAUCCGAGCGAGAGCGGGCGCCCGAGAGAGGGAGAGAGAGAGGGAGGGAGAGGGAAAGUGAGAGAGGGAAAGAGAGCGCGAACGAGGGCGCAGAGCGAGCUCCUGCUGCAACUCUGCUCCAGCACGGCCAGCGCCAGCGCCCGCCGUCGGUGCACUCUACGAGCCGUGCAACGUGCCCACUGGAGUUGUUGUGUAUCAAGGAUCGAUCCCCUAUAUGCACACACACACCUCCACCUCCACCAAUGCACUCUUCUUCCUCCUCCUUCUCCAGACAACUGCUGGGAAAAAAAUAAAACAACCCCAACCGUCAGCAACAAGAGGCAACCAAGAGCUCCGGCAAUAGCAACUUCAGAGAAAUGCACCAUCGCAAGAAGUUUUCCUAGGACAGAACAAAACUUGAAACGAGAGGACCAGAGCGGGAGAGCAGGAGCCAGCCUCCCCUCUCCGCACUCGCGAGCAGCCAGCAGCACCACGCCUUCAAGGACGAAAAAGUUUUACUACUCUAAGGGAAAACGAGUGAAAUGUGUUCCUGAGGAGGAGAGGAGAGAGCGGACAAGAGGAGUGGGCCGGUUGCUGGUCAUCCGUAAUUUGGCUAAGGAAGAAAGGAGCAGCUUCUUUCUUUGUUAUCUCCCGUGAAACCUUCACUUAG